AUGGCCGGUAAGGACAAGAAGAAGCAGAGCCUUCGCACAACCGUGGAAGAUGUCCCCGACCGAGCCGAGGAAAGAAAGGCAUCUACAGCCAUCGACUCUCCGAUAGAGCUCCGCAAGAAUGCCUCACCACCACGACCACCGCCAUUACGAGUGCGUCCGCCACCUCUGGACAUACCAAUCACAAAACCACCAUCCCUCAUUCCUGGCCUGCCGUCAGCCACGAAUAAAAGCCCCGUCCGCUACUUCCUCAACACGCCAUCGCUACCACCACCAAAACAGCCAAAAUUCAUCGACAAAUACGUCAUGCUGCACUUCAAUCGCAUAGCACUGGUCGACAUUCUGGACCGCGACGCCAAGACCCGUUCAGCGUUCUGGGUCAACCGUGUACUGAUAAGAAAUCCCGAAGCCUACCUCAACCCGGCGGAUGUAUGGGCCGUAUAUGGAGCUUCCUUCAUCUUUCACAAGAAAUUGGGUCUGUUGCAGAAGGAUGAGUUCAUCGAGCUAGUGUACAAGCUGUUUGCUGCCAAGGGCAUCCAGCGCAAGGAGUUGACUGAUGCUCUACCGUACGAUACGCCUCCCGAGAAAGUCGUCGAUAUCCUUGCCACCCAGCAGUUGGCCGUGAAAGUCAGGUUCGAGAAUCCAGAUGCUGGUCAACCACCGCUUGUUUACGAUUUCGACGAUCACAUUCGCAAGCCGUUCACGGUCGAUGAUCGGACGGUCAAGGACUGCGUUGGGCUAUGGCUGUAUCCGGAGCCAAUGCGCACACAGCUAUGGCUGGAAAUGCUGUUCGAGGAAGGCGCGAAUGAAGAAGUUGAGGAGAGCACGCUCUGGGCCAUGUACGGAGUCACAUUCAACAAGAGUCCCAUGCGCCAUGUUGACCAGGACGUCUUCAUUGACCUCAUCCAGGAGAGCUUUCCAAAAAGCGAUAGAGCGAAUGUCGCGCCGGACACGUGGGUGAUCUAUGGAAUCAGGCCACGUGAGAAAGUAUUGAGUCUCAAAGCGAUCGAGCGCAUAGUCAUGCGGAGUAGCCGCCGUCACUCCAAGGAGCAUACCCUCACCCGCCUGCAGCGCUUCCACGACCGUGGCGACCUCGUACUCCGCAAUACGCCUACUUCAGCUCUGAAUACCUUCCAAGAGCAUCUGCUCAAAAAGCCCUUACUAAGUCUCACGGCUGGGAAAGUCUCGCCGUGGAUGCAAAGACUGGAAACGAGGAAUGCGGGUAAAGCUGUGGGAGGAGACCAGCCGGGGUGUCCGGGUUAUAGUUUGAGGGAGCUCGACCGGAUUAUCGGGAUGAGGAACCAUCGCAGGAAGAUUGCGGCGGCGAAGAAGGAGGCGGAGAGGCUUGUUGGGCAGGGUGAGGUCAAGGGGGAUGGGGCUGGGCUGUAG
Recurvomyces mirabilis is the source of this 1386-nucleotide messenger RNA. RefSeq lists its product as uncharacterized. The coding region runs from base 1 to 1386 and encodes 461 amino acids. Lineage: Eukaryota; Fungi; Ascomycota; Dothideomycetes; Mycosphaerellales; Teratosphaeriaceae. The transcript is spliced from 3 exons. The record is from RefSeq and is a predicted model, not a curated record.